Molecule: messenger RNA, 792 nt
Organism: Aspergillus saccharolyticus JOP 1030-1
Lineage: Eukaryota; Fungi; Ascomycota; Eurotiomycetes; Eurotiales; Aspergillaceae
Product: huntingtin-interacting protein K
Exons: 2
Coding region: 1-480 (159 amino acids)
Biological process (GO): protein stabilization; negative regulation of apoptotic process
Source: RefSeq, a predicted model, not a curated record
AUGUCCGACUCCAUCCCCUCAGCCCACGCCGACCCCGAGCAGCCCCUCCCCGCCAACGCCGAGGACCGCAAAGCCGCCGCCGCCCUCUCCGCCCUCCACACCAACGAGAUCGCCACCACCACCAGCACCGAUAGCCCCUCCAAAGUGCCCUCAACCGCCGACCAGGAAGCUCUCGGAAAGGCAAUGAGUCGGCUCGAGAUCGCCGCUGGCCACAAUGCGGGCAACAAGCGGGCGGCAACCAUCCAGCACACCAAAGACGCGGCCGGAGAGGGGAUCAAGAAGAAGGCCAUCAAGGUCAACGCCGACGACGUCAAUCUUUUGGAAGCUCGCUGGGCUAAUGCGUGGUCGUCCGGGAGGUGGCUGCAGGUUGAUCAAUUGGAUUUGAACAAGCUCAGGGCCACGGAGCUGUUGAGGACUCAUGAGGGAAACGUGGCUCAGGCAAUUCAGGCGUUUAUUGCUCCGGCUGCAUUGGCACAUUGAGGCUGCUGGUCGGUCUUCGGAGGGUAUGGAGCGGAUGGACAGCUGAAUGGGUAUGUAUUACGGUAUAUAGGGGCAUGGUUGGCAUCCGCACUGGUUGCAAACUGUGAAAGCUUGGGCAAGCAGGUGUCUUUUGAUUCACAAGGCUUCAUUUUCAUCCACGAUUGACAGAUCCUCCUCAAAAAAGCUAACUAUGAACCACAAUCCAUCAUGAAGAACAUCAAAUCAUAUCUGGACAUCUCUCAUAAAUUCGUGCCAUCUCAAUCAGUAACCCCACAAGGCCACUGUCACAUCGUACUCGUGUAUGUAUCCAUC